Photinus pyralis (common eastern firefly) is the source of this 1205-nucleotide messenger RNA. RefSeq names its product MRG/MORF4L-binding protein (gene MrgBP). The record is from RefSeq and is a predicted model, not a curated record. The coding region runs from base 261 to 914 and encodes 217 amino acids. NCBI's taxonomy places the organism in Eukaryota, Metazoa, Arthropoda, Insecta, Coleoptera, Lampyridae. Gene Ontology annotation, biological process: regulation of transcription by RNA polymerase II. The transcript has 3 exons. Gene Ontology annotation, cellular component: NuA4 histone acetyltransferase complex; nucleus.
CUAUAAUGUAUUUAACUGGAAUUCACAGUAGUGACCGAAGGCUUUAAUUCGAGAAGAAGAACAUAUUCUUUCCGAAAAUACAGCGACAUUUGGUUUGUAAUAUGGAAGUCAGCAGGAACUGCGCGCUUGCGUUUGCGCAGUACAGGGAGUCAGUGUGGAACACAUCUGCAAGUGUGGGAACUUCCACCAGGAAGAGCAGAAAUAUUUGUUAUCAAGGACAUUGAGGUUAUAAACUUUUAUUUUAAUAUUAAAUUACAUUAAUGGAAGAAUUUGAUUGGAAUGUUCAAAAUGAGUGUAGUUUAUUAGAGUCUAUGAUAGGGCAUAAACCAACAGGUGUGAAUAAAUUUUUCCAAAUGCUGGCAAUUUUCGAUAAAUUUCAAGAAAAAGUAGACAAAGAAAUCAUGGGCAAGGUAAUAUGGUCGCAUUUGGAAACAAUGUAUAACCUGGAAGCAUUAGAUGAAAGUGACAUCGUACCUUUUCCAAAUUCCAAUAUCGACUUUGAAUUACCCGACUGUGAUUUUGCUACACUGAUAGAAAUGAAAGUAGAAGAAACAAAAAAUGUGCAGAAGGGGUGCGAACCAUCUAAAAAUGUGAAAGAUUUCAAGAGGGAUGACAGAACCCCAACUGGUAGCGUAAAAGAGGUACAUCAAAGAAGAGAUAGUAAAGAUAGUAGAAGUUCUUCAUCUUCUCGAAAAGAAUCAAAAUCUGAUAAACCGCAAAAAAGUAAUAAAGGUAGAAGUACUUCUAUGUCUAAGGAUGAGACGUCAAAAAGUGGAAAAUUGAAAGGUGAGGAAAGAGGGAGAUCUGCUAAAAGGUCAACUAGAGGGAGUUUAAAACCUGACGAUGGAAAUAACAGUGGAAAGUCUAGUCCUAUUUCUGUAGGAAAUUCUGGAAUCAAACGGAGACGUAUAUAGUAAAAUAAGAUCACGUUUAUUCACCCCAUUGCUUCUCAGACAGUCCUUUGCUGAUUACAGAUUAUUUCAAGUGUUUGUUAUAAUUGUGAAUUGUAAUAGGUAAAUGUUUUGCAUAUUGAUAUUCUCACCAGGAAAACUUCAGGUCUUCAAGAUUUAGCAAUUGCCAGGUCGAGUGUGGAAAGUAGUUACAACACAUCUCAUUUUACGAGAUUGAUCAGAAAUGUAUUUAUUUAAAGGUAAUCUUUGUUGUAUAUUUCAAAUAAAUUUCCAAAAAAAAAUCUUAUUUGUUGA